This is a messenger RNA of Daldinia loculata, 1836 nucleotides long. RefSeq lists its product as uncharacterized. The transcript has a single exon. NCBI's taxonomy places the organism in Eukaryota, Fungi, Ascomycota, Sordariomycetes, Xylariales, Hypoxylaceae. The coding region runs from base 1 to 1836 and encodes 611 amino acids. The record is from RefSeq and is a predicted model, not a curated record.
AUGGCAAAGGCAUUUUGGUUCCGCGUUGAGCUCGCGUUACUUCUCUAUCUACCUACCACAAUCUCAGCGCAGAAUGGUACGCUGCCUUCUCAGUCCGAAGACAAUGGCCUGGUAGGGUGGCAGCGCAACCCCACUCACCGGGGAACCAUGAAUAUCCUCGAGAGUUGCAUCUUGACCAUCAUAGCCUGUACCUGGACCAUCCAUCACCCAAACGUCCCCAGGCAGACACCAAAUACCUUGCUAGGGAACUUCCUACACCAUCUCAAGUGGAUGACUUUGACAGUUCUUCUUCCUGAGUUUAUCCUGGCCCAGGCGGUCGACGAGUAUCUUUGGGUCCGGAAAACUUGGAAAGAUCUGCCAAAACCCAAAACCGAUUUCAACAGCAAGGAUGGUUUGUUUGAUAUGACGUACGAGGAAAAGAAUGACUGGUCAAAGAAGCAUCUUUACUACGCAAAUAUGGGAGGCUUUCGCGUCAACCUCUUGGACGAUGCCGAGGGUAGAGGUAGACCGGCUGAUAUCUUUCCUCUCACCUCUGGAGAGUUGAUAAAAUAUCUGGCAAUAACUGACCCACCCCAUACGUCGGAGCAUAGUCAGCAUUCACCAGCGGCAGAAGCGUCACCAGGAGAAGCGCCACCAGCAGAAGCGCCGAUUUCAAAGACCCAAAUCGAGCGUAUGGUCAAACGAGACGCCCUUAUAAAGACGAUUGCCUUCCUGCAGAUCUCAUGGAUCAUCCUCUCGACCCUGGCUCGAUGGCAUCUCCACCGUUCAACGUCUCAGCUCGAAAUCAUGACUGUGGCGUUUGCCACUUGUGCGGUUUUGACUUACAUACUACGCUGGGAUAAACCACAGAACAUCGAGCUCUGGACCGAGAUUCCUAACAGCUUUAAAGACUUGAGGCCUCUCUACGAACCGCAACGCUUCUUCAACAUCAUGAUAGACCAAUGGCGAAAUAAAAGUCAAAAAACUCGUCUGCCCUAUUUCAGAAAUGACACUCUACGUCCCUUUCAUGUCGACAAAGCUUUCCUUCCCUGGCUUAUAUUAUUUAUGGUUCUUGCUGGUAGUCUACAUUUGGUAGCAUGGAACUUCUCAUUCCCGUCCGGUAUUGAAAAAAACCUGUGGAGAUCCGCAUCAUUAGCGUCUACGGGCAUCCCUCUGCUGCUUUUCAUAUGCGCCUCUCUUAUCCCCGGGCCUGUCGUCUGGAUUGGGGACUUACUCAUGUCUAAAAAGGAUAAGGAUAGAAUGGCGCAGGAUGCCAAAAACUUCAUGACGUACUGUUAUUGGGCAUUACAGACCUUCAAGGAUGAUAUAUCCUUGGAUCAUCCAAAUGAGGCGCAUGAUCACACGCGUCAGGCCCAGGAGCUUGAGCAACUCGACGGCGAAAUAGAUGAAAGUAUAGGCCGGCUAGUGGAAUCCACAAAAGUUCCAGGGAAUUAUCGGGACAUCUUUGGAGCAUUGGUCCUGACGGAGAUUGCCACCUACGUCCAGCAGAAUUCGAACCGAUUCGUCAUCAACACCUCUGAAGACUUCCCACUUAAUCUCAGAAAGCUCUAUGAUAAUCUGCAAAAAACACAAUACAUACGAGGUGAUAUCGACCAAGAGAUCCUCACCACAUACGACGAUAACUUCGACAGGACUGACGUCUUUCCGCACAAGACAGCGAAGUGGAGGAGAGGGCGCAUGAGUCACGAAAUUCUGGCUUAUACUAUGCCCUUGGUUAGCGUUUUAUACUCUGUUGCACGUCUCAUCAUCAUUGCGGUGGCGUUUUCGAGCUUGCGGGCGAUGCCUGCCGGAGUGUACGAGACGACUUGGUCGAAUUACCUUCCUAAGUUAGAGUGA